Molecule: messenger RNA, 486 nt
Organism: Cicer arietinum (chickpea)
Lineage: Eukaryota; Viridiplantae; Streptophyta; Magnoliopsida; Fabales; Fabaceae
Molecular function (GO): nucleic acid binding; RNA-DNA hybrid ribonuclease activity
Source: RefSeq, a predicted model, not a curated record
AUGGACCCAAUUAAAUACAUUUUUGAGAAACCUGCUCUUAUUGGAAGGAUUUCCCGUUGGCAGUUGUUAUCAGAAUACGACUUGGUUUAUGUUACACAGAAGGCUAUCAAAGAAAGCGCACUAGCAGAGUAUUUGGCCCAACAACCUAUAAAAUAUUAUCAAUCAAUGCAUUUUGAAUUCCCCGACGAAGGCAUAAUAACUUUGUUUGAAGAGGCUGGAUCAUUUGAUAAAGAAAAAUUGAUGUUGGUGUUUGAUGGUGCUUCUAAUGCAUUACGACAUGGAAUUGGGGCCAUUUUGAUUUCCUCAAAAAACCAUUUCAUUCCAUUUACUGCUAGAUUGUGUUUCGAUUGCACAAACAAUAUUGCAGAAUAUGAGGCAUGUGUCAUGGGCAUUAUAACAACCAUUGAAUCAAAAGUAAAAGUUCUUGAGGUAUAUGGAGAUUCAUUGUUUGUCAUCCAUCAGACAAAAGGAGAGUGCGAAACUUGA